Messenger RNA from Monodelphis domestica (gray short-tailed opossum), 4725 nucleotides. RefSeq names its product dual specificity phosphatase 4 (gene DUSP4). NCBI's taxonomy places the organism in Eukaryota, Metazoa, Chordata, Mammalia, Didelphimorphia, Didelphidae. The record is from RefSeq and is a predicted model, not a curated record. Gene Ontology annotation, molecular function: MAP kinase tyrosine/serine/threonine phosphatase activity. Gene Ontology annotation, biological process: negative regulation of MAPK cascade; protein dephosphorylation; endoderm formation. Gene Ontology annotation, cellular component: cytoplasm; nucleus.
CGAGGGCACUGGGGAGCUGGGCGGGCACGUUGGCGCUCCCAGAACCAUCACCCCCUACUUCCGCUCGGCCGAGGACACCAGACUCUGCCCUACUGGUCUCAACUGCCAGGUUUGGCCAAGGUUCCUGGCACCUGCUUGUCUGAGCCAGAGGACAAGCUCGUGCCCAGACCGGCAGGGCCAAGUGCAAGGGCCAAGCCCUUCGGAUGGGCCAGCGGGCUUCCUAUCUGCCCAGACUCCUGGGCUUGGCUCAGGCCUCUGGUUGUCUGUAGGGCGGCUGACUGGCCCGGUGCCAUGCCUUGUGCCCUCUUGGCUCUUCCUUAGCGUUAAACACGCCUUCCGUAAGGCAUCGGAUCCUGGGGUCGGGCCUGGAUGGGCCCUUAGACAUCCCCUAGAAGUCCGACUCCCUCAUUGUACAGAGAAGGAAACUGAGGCUCGGCAGGGGGCCACAGCCGGGGUCCUCAGUCUUCUGCCCGGACCCUUUCCCGAGCAGCAAAGUCUCAUUUCGUCUCAGCCCGGUUGGGGGAGGGCGGACCCCAAGGCCCACAGCUUCAAGCUCCCAAUGCCCUGAGCCCCAAUCUAGGUGGUCAGCGUAGAGAGCAGCCCAGAGAGCGGAGCGUCCUCCGCCCCGCCCGCACCGGCUCUGCUUUAUGAAUGGCGACCAGCAGGGGCUCCUCCGGCCCAUUGUGACGUCAUCCCCGUUCCAUUCACGGAGGGGGCUGGGGCGGGGCUAGGAGGGGCGGGGCCCAGUGGCGGGGCCGGAGAAUAAAGCCGGGAGUUGCGGGGGCGUCAUCCGCGAGGCCCCAGGAGCGCUCCAGCUGCCACUGGUGCAGCCUUCGUGGGCCUGCGUACGCCUGGGGCCAUGGUGACGGCCGGGGAACUGCGGGAGUUGGAGGGCCGCGCGCUACGGCGCCUGCUGAGCCGGGAAGAGCCCGGCGUCGGAGCCGGCGGGGGCGCGUGCCUGCUGCUGGACUGCCGGCCCUUCCUGGCGCACAGCGCGGGCUGCAUUCGCGGCGCGCUUCCCGUACGCUGCCACACCAUCGCGCGCAGGCGCGCCCCCGACGGCCCGGGCCGCCUGGAACAGCUGCUGCCGGCAGCCGACGGCCCCACCGCUGAGGCCCGAGGCCGCCGCCUGCGCGCCGGCCUUUACGCCGCGGUGGUGCUGUACGACCAGCGCAGCCGGCGCGCCGCCGACGCCCUGCGCGCCCCAGACGGCGCCCUGGCCUGGGUGGUGCGCGCGCUGCGCGGGGCCGGCAUGCCGCGCGCACCCGCCGCCCUCUACCUGCUGAGAGGUGGUUAUGAGAAGUUUUCUUUGGAGUACCCAGAAUUCUGUUCUCAAACCAAGUCUCUGGCUACCCUUUCAUCCCCUGUUCCCACCACCAUCCCAGAGCCUCCUGAGCUGGGCUCCAGCUCCUGUGGCACCCCGCUGCAUGACCAGGGUGGGCCUGUCGAGAUCCUGCCCUUCCUUUACCUGGGCAGUGCCCAGCACGCGGCACGGAGGGACACACUGGACGCACUGGGCAUCACCGCACUGCUGAACGUUUCCUUGGACUGCCCGAACCACUUUGAGGCCCAUUACCAAUACAAGUGCAUCCCUGUGGAGGAUAACCACAAAGCAGACAUUGGCUCCUGGUUCCUAGACGCCAUCGAGUUCAUUGACUCGGUCCAAGCGCGCCAGGGCCGGGUGCUGGUGCACUGCCAGGCGGGCAUCUCGCGCUCUGCCACCAUCUGCCUGGCCUACCUGAUGAUGAAGAAGAAGCUGAGGCUGGAGGUGGCCUUUGAGUUUGUCAAGCAGCGGCGCAGCGUCAUCUCCCCCAAUUUCAGCUUCAUGGGGCAGCUGCUGCAGUUCGAGUCCCAGGUGCUGGCCACGUCGUGCGCGGCAGAGGCCGCCAGCCCGUCGGGGAGCCGCGUGGAGCCGGCUGAGGCCUCCAGCCCUGCCUCCCAGUUCGUCUUCAGCUUCCCGGUGUCGGCCCCCAGCAGCCUCCCGUACCUCCACAGCCCCAUCGCCACCUCCCCCAGCUGCUAGGAGCCUCUGGCUUCCUGGGGCCCGCCCGGCUCGGGCGGCUGGUCCCGGGCAUUUUGGAAGGCCCGGCUGCGCGGCGUGGGCCGGCCGGCUCGCCGUGGCCCUCCUCGCUGCGCGCUAGGAUCCGACACAGCAAUAAGGGCAGGGCCGUCCCUCCCCCCAGCAGAAUCGGCUUCAGCCGCUCUCUGUGCACACACAGGCGCCCCCCAGGCUCAGGAGCGGGCCGCCGCCUCCUCCCGCCUUGGGCCGCUGGGGCCACUUUCUGCAUUUAAACGAGGGCAUCAUUUUUAUUCCAGAGAUCACAGGCAGGUGGAUCGUGAUAGACAAUAAAGAACACAGACAGUGAGAAGGAAUGGCUUCCUCAGGGUGAUGACGAGGGGAUCCCCCGGGGGUACCAAGCAUGAUGGUGGGGGCUCUUGGAGCCCCGGCACAGGGUCCCAGGCCUGCCUUGGGCUUGGGGCGGUGCUGUGGUGAAGGAAAGAACAGUCCCUGGGCCAGGCAUCUGGGCACGAUUUCCCAAGGCUCCUCCCUUCUCCAGGCCCCGCGAGGAUGUGCCGUCUCCUCUGGGCACACCUUCCCUGGCACCCCUGAGAUGCUCCUGGAAGCCCUCCCUCGCCACCCCCCAGGGCUCAGGGUCAGAGGAGGCCCGGCCUUCUUUACGCAGAGGCACACCUUGGGGUCCGGAGGGUCUUGGCAAGAGGGAGUGUCUCCAGGAUGUCUCUUGUCCCUACAGGCCUCGGGGCUCGUUGGGCUUGUCCCCACUGCUCUGAUGUGAUGUCCUCUCUAGAAAGCGGCCUCCGCAGCCCCCGGAAGGCCCUUGCUUAGCUCCUGUCCCGCUAGCAGGGGCCAUCGGGCAGCCCUUUGGUCUUUGCCCUGAUGCCCAGGAGGUCAGGGCCCCAGGCUUAGCCAGAGAGCCCCAGGCUCCAGCAACAGGCCGCUAGAGGGAGGGGAAGAAGGGCACUUGCUGGAGUCGCCGGUGAGUGACCCGUGGUCACUGCCCCUCUAGCUAUCGUGACCAGAAACUCCGAAUGCAGCUGCAGGAUGCCCACGUGCAUCCAUUCAUCUCAUCAUGACACACACUCUCUCCUCACGCACUUCCUCCUGAAUCCCAUGAGUAAGCGGCCCUAUUGGUGGGUCUUUUUGUCCUUGUUUGGUUCCCAGGGCCCCGAGACGUCAUCUAGUCCAGUCUGUCCCUGAAUGGGAAUUUUCCCUGCAACAGCCUAGAAAAAUGGGUCUCCAGCCUCUACUGGGAGCGCUUCACUGACGGGAAUGCACUGCUUCCCAAAAUGGCCAUUCCACUCUGUGAAGCCUCUGCGUGUGCCCAGGAAGCUCCUCUUAUUUCAAUACAUUUUUCCUUAUAGUGACCCCCCCCCCCCCCAUUUGGUCUCACCACAAGUCCCCUCACCAAUUCCUCCUGGUUCCCCACUCUGGAGCCAAGCAGAACCAGUCUAUCCUCUUGUACAUGACAGAUUUUUGAAGACAAUCGAUGCGUCCUCCUUGAAUCUUCUCUUUUCCUGGCUCCGAAUCCCCAACUCCUAGCCUCGUUGGGCCUGUUCUCUUGCCAUCUUGGUUAUUCUCUUCUAGACACCCUGGCCUGCCCCUGGCUUUCCCAUCCAGAGGGGACCUGUCUGCCUCCCUUGCUCAAGAUCUCGUUCAUUUCCUAGUGCCAUUUAAAAGAAUUCCCAAAUGAGAAAUAAAAUCAUCAUGGUGCAUGCCAUGAGAGAACUGCCCCGUCCCAAAGGCAGGACCUGAACCCAGAACUGCUCAAUGAGGCAAGUCCUUCACUGGGUCGCGCACUCGGCCUCCUGGGGCCUCGAUGUUCUAAGUUGCUAAGCAGAUGCUGAAAUCUGUAGGAGUUGAGGAAGCUUGCUCACCAUGAGUUCUUCAUGCUACUGAACUCAAAAGUCUAGUGAAAAAAAGGUUUUUAUUCCUCAUUGUCCCAUCCCUUUGGGACAUUUCUGUCUUCCAGCAAAGGAGGCCUUAAGCAAACCGUGAGGACCGUGGGCCUGUGGGUCCGUUGGAUGUUCAGCUCCUGUGCCCACCUGCCUGGGAUCAGAAGGCAGAGCUUGGGCACAAAGGGCGCUCUCUAGGGUUUAUUCGCCUAGUCGGGUGUACCGGGCUCGCCAGUAGCGAGACACAGCCCUCUGUCUUUCCUAAAGACAGUUUGGAUGCUCUGAACCCUUCCUCCUGGCGCUCCAGCUCGGCCUGGGUCCUAGCAGAUGGGGAGAGGACAGUUGCACCAGGACACGUGGGGCUGUCUUGAGAGUGGGCAGGUAGACAAGGAGAUAGUCCCCAGCUUCACAAAGGACGUUUGCUCUGUCCUGCUGGGCAGAGGACGGCGUCUAGACCUGCUAGUCCCGCUGUAUGUCGCUCAAGGAUUCAACUAGCGCCGGCUGGAUGUGCUCCGAGACCGUCUAGUUUGCCUCCCAGGGAACUCUUGCACUCGUCUUCCUUUUGGAGCCUGAGCAGGAGAGUAGAGGGAGCAAAGCAAUACUCCCCUCCUUCCUCGACUUUGUAAAUAGUAGCCUCCCUCUCCUUGCAAAGGAAGGUUAUGUCUUGAUGUGGCUCGUGUCUGCUGUGCCUAUGUGGUGUGUAUGGUUUAACUUUGCUUUGUCCUCUGCUUGUUUUUGUUUCCUUGGUGGCUUUUAUUUAUUGCUUGAAAAAGACCGUUUGGAGAAAAAUAAAUGCGUUUUCAACAAACAGAA